Molecule: messenger RNA, 826 nt
Organism: Python bivittatus (Burmese python)
Lineage: Eukaryota; Metazoa; Chordata; Lepidosauria; Squamata; Pythonidae
Source: RefSeq, a predicted model, not a curated record
AAAUGCCCCAGAAGAAGAUCUGGAGCUGUUGAUACUGUUCAAAGGCAAGUUGCUGCUUUGGAAAAGACGGUCCAGACCUUACAAGCUGAACUUAGCAGAAGCAGAAAGAUCUUCACCAUGAUGGGGGUGACCACUGUUGGAGGGAAAACCUUCGUUUCAACUGGUUGGAGCGACACUUUCGGAAAUGGGAGAAUUUUCUGCAACAGCGCUGGUGGAGCCCUUGCUGCUCCAAAAAGUGCUGCCGAGAACGCAGCGUUGACAGCGAUGGUCAAGAGGAAUGACAAGCACAUUAUCCUGAGUAUAAAUGACCUCCAGACGGAGGGCAGGUUUGUGUAUUUGAACGGAGAAACCCUGAGGUACACCAACUGGAAAUCUGAAGAACCUAAUGAUUUGAAGGGUGAAGACUGUGUGGUACUACAAGUAGAUGGUUUAUGGAAUGACAUCUCCUGUAACCAUAAAGCACUCAUCAUUUGUGAAUUUUGAUCUCUUUACAAUGUUGCAGUUCAUACUCCCCUAGGCAUCCAUGUGAAGGGGGCAAAUGAUGUCACAUGUUUCAUGACAUCAUGCAAUACUUGCUGCUCUCUGUGCUGGGACACCCUGAUGCAUGUGACAUCUUUGUGGCUUGUUGUAGAUGCCUAUCCAUGUUCUAGGAGUUGAUACGAUAACUGUGUCAGUGCAUCAAUUUUGCUUUCCAGGCUGAACAUAUAAUUGUUAAGAGUGCUAAAAAAGAGCACAGCAGAGAUAUUGUCUCUGGUUUUCUCCAUACAUGUUUUGUCCCACAGUAUUUUUAAAAUUAUAAUUACUGUAUUAAAAAAAAAAAAAAGGA